GAACCAGAUCACACACAGAUGUCAAUGUUUACGACACCACGGAAGAUCCCCGGGCAGACCGACUACGACGAGGAGGAACAUGUUGCUGACCUGAAGUCCCCCCGGGCAACCAUAGGCUUGACUGAGCCCCACUGUGGUCUCGCAUCAAAACCAGAAUCAGAAGGAAAGAGGCGAGCUUCUCCAAUGGAAUCCUCACCAAUCAACAACCGAUCGUCCCGAGGAGAUGAAAUUUACGAGGAAAUGUAUAACGACUUCAUCCAGAUGAAAAGGCAGUACGAGGUUUUGUACCAGCGUGCAUCUAGUCGCCCCACUGUCCCCCGGGACCCUAUACGCGAGAUCAUGGACAUACUUGACGAUCUCAUCGGGAGCUUGGAGUCUGGGAUUCCUAUUUUUGAGCGUGUGAUUACGUCACCGACAAGAAUCGGGAACGAAUGCUCCUGAAAAUGCCGGACGGGAAGCGACGGCAAUGGCUAACUUCUUUUAUUUAGAGAGACGGGAUUAUUAUGUUGGAGUGACGGUGUGGCUCGCCGGUGAUGGCGUUGGGCGGUGGGUGGGCGCUUUCUUCAGGAAAGCGGGAGUUGGAGGAUGGUGCGGGUUGUAAACCGUGGGCGUAAUGGUCUUGUGAAUAUGUGGUCAUGUGUUGUUUUAUUUCGGCAUGUGUUUUUGUGUUGUAUUUAAUCCUUGUGAAU
Alnus glutinosa is the source of this 689-nucleotide messenger RNA. RefSeq lists its product as uncharacterized. The transcript has 2 exons. The record is from RefSeq and is a predicted model, not a curated record. Lineage: Eukaryota; Viridiplantae; Streptophyta; Magnoliopsida; Fagales; Betulaceae. The coding region runs from base 19 to 441 and encodes 140 amino acids.